This is a messenger RNA of Ilex paraguariensis (yerba mate), 1851 nucleotides long. The record is from the annotation of a GenBank genome assembly. NCBI's taxonomy places the organism in Eukaryota, Viridiplantae, Streptophyta, Magnoliopsida, Aquifoliales, Aquifoliaceae.
AUGGAAGUAUUCGGAGGCUCUGCUUCUACUUCGGCUUCGUUAUCUCCAUCGUUUGGAGUUUACGAUGUCCACAGAAACGCUAAUUUCUCUCCCAAGGUGCUGCCCUGGAAUUCCCUAUUUGUGAUGACCAUAGAAAUUCGAUUACGAAGUUCCCUCUCUUUUAUAAGCAAGAAAUCCAUUGACCGACCAGGACGUUGUUACCCAUUUUGCUACAUAAAAGGAGAUUACACACACAGAUUCUUUAUCCAGUCGGAUUGGAUGCAAAAUAAAAGAUAUAUAUCUCAGCGUGGUUGGCUUUUGAUCAGGAAAUCUACGUCCAGUUUUCAGAAUGCAGUGAAAGGUUUUGAAAACUUCAAAAAUACCAUCCCCGUUCUUUUUGUACGGCUUGUUGUUGGAGUAUUGCUGUUUACAACAUUUAGUAUUGCUGUUAGCCAAACUCCUUCCUUGGCCCUCAGUGAAGAGAAUCUCCUUUUCUUGGAGGCUUGGAGAACAAUUGACCGUGCAUACGUUGACAAAACUUUCAAUGGUCAAAGUUGGUUUAGGUACAGGGAAAAUGCACUGCGCAAUGAACCAAUGACUACACGAGAAGAGACAUAUGUGGCGAUAAGGAAGAUGCUUGCUACUCUAGAUGACCCUUUCACCCGGUUUUUGGAGCCUGAAAAGUUUAAGAGUCUGCGGUCAGGAACACAAAGUGCUGUUACGGGAGUAGGUUUGUCAAUUGGCUAUCCCACAGGAAAUGAUGGAUCUACAGCUGGACUGGUGGUGAUUUCAGCUGCUCAAGGAGGCCCUGCGAAUAGGGCUGGCAUUUCAUCUGGGGACGUAAUUCUGGCAAUUGACGAUACGAGUACAGAAGUGAUGGGCAUAUACGAUGCUGCGGAACGCUUGCAAAAAGAAAUUAUGAAAUGCAGGGGACCCGAAGGAAGUGCAGUGGAACUCACAGUUCGUAGUGGACCCUUGAUAAGGCACCUAUCUUUGACAAGAGAGAAAGUUUCAUUGAAUCCAGUAAAGUCAAGAAUCUGCGAGACACCUGGUUUGGGGAAAGAUGCCCCCAGAAUAGGAUACAUCAAACUUACUUCAUUCAACCAAAAUGCCUCUGGUGCUGUAAAAGAGGCAAUUGAAACUUUAAGGAGAAACAACGUUGAUGCCUUUGUGUUAGACCUUCGAGAUAAUAGUGGUGGUCUUUUCCCUGAAGGAAUUGAGAUUGCCAAGAUUUGGUUGGACAAGGGUGUUAUUGUGUACAUUUGUGACAGUCAUGGUGUUCGUGAUAUAUAUGACACAGAUGGAAGCAAUGCAAUAGCAGCUUCAGAACCCCUAGCUGUGCUGGUGAACAAAGGAACUGCAAGUGCAAGCGAAAUUUUAGCUGGUGCAUUGAAAGACAACAAACGUGCAGUGCUGCUAGGAGAACCCACAUUUGGGAAAGGCAAGAUUCAGUCAGUUUUUCAGCUAUCCGAUGGCUCUGGCUUGGCUGUUACAGUUGCUCGUUAUGAGACACCUGCUCACACUGAUAUUGACAAGGUUGGCGUAAUCCCUGACCAUCCUCUACCUGCAUCGUUUCCUAAGGAUGACGAGAGUUUUUGCGGCUGCAUCCAGAACAGUGCAUCCGCUUGCUAUCUCAACAGAAUUGAGCUGUUUUCUAGAUGAGAGUUCUUUACAAUAUGUAAAUUUACUUUCUUUUUAGGGAUCAUCAUUCUUUCACUGGAGCGAGUAAACAAGCACGGGCAAGCACCCAAUAGGUGUGCAAAUAGAAAAGGAGAAAAAUUAAUAUCUUCCACUAUAUGUUUAUGGUUGUUGAUUAAAAGAAAAUUUCAAUGUGAAUUACAUCUAGUUGCAAGUAUUCUCACCAUAUAUGUU